Messenger RNA from Brenthis ino (lesser marbled fritillary), 534 nucleotides. Lineage: Eukaryota; Metazoa; Arthropoda; Insecta; Lepidoptera; Nymphalidae. The record is from the annotation of a GenBank genome assembly.
AUGGCAGAUGGAAUGGUCAUGUAUGGACAAGACGUUGGGUCAUUCGAUCAGUUUUAUGAAUUAAUUACGAGAUACAUUGAAAAUGAAAGAUUAAAGGUGAUAGUCAAAAAAGUCAACGAUAGUGACAUAUUACUAAAAGCGAGCUUAAUUCCAGAUAAUCUACAACCAUUUAGAGGCACCUUUUCUGUCUACCAAGCAUUGUGGGAUAGGUCUGAACCAAAAACUACUCUAAGAAAGUUGAGUUGCUUUGACUGCGGUCCUUCAAAAAUUUGUGAACAUGGUAAACAUUUAGGAUGUAUACCUCUGUUGCAAAAAGAAAACGUAAGAUCUAACAUUGUCGAAUCUGAUUUAACAUUACUUGCGAAGACAAAAUCUAAUUCCACUAAGAAUAAAAAAGUAACAAUUCUCUCGGAUAUAACGUUAAACGACAUCAAUAUGUCAAAAAAAAUUGUAGGACGCUUCUCUAAGCAUCUCGAUGUGACCAUUCUUGCAAAAACAAAAUCUGACGAGACCACCAAACCAUCAACAUCAAAA